Messenger RNA from Rotaria socialis, 5505 nucleotides. The record is from the annotation of a GenBank genome assembly. Lineage: Eukaryota; Metazoa; Rotifera; Eurotatoria; Philodinida; Philodinidae.
AUGAUUCCAGAUUAUUCUCGCUUUGCAUUUCAUCUGGCAUAUGCAUCCGGUCAAAAUUCGCAAACAUUGAUUUUUUAUCAUAACCCUAAUCGAGAAGUAUCAAGAUGGUCAUGGAAUGAAUCAGGAGAAUUAAAAUGUUAUCCCAUUUUACAUCAAUUGGAUAAUUCUGUUAAGCCAAGUGGUGCAAAAAGUCUGGCCUUAACUGCAGCACAGGAUUUAUUGAUCCUCAUCGACUCAAAUUCCACAGUCUAUUCAAUCGAUAUCUCAAACGAAAAUUCUGCACUUACAUUAUUAUUAUAUAAAACUACGAAUAGUUCAAUUAAUCAAAGAAAUUUUACGACUGACGAUGCAAAAAGUUGUAUUGAUAUAAUUGAUCAAAAUUAUUGUCAAAUGUUUAGUAUCAAAUUAGCUCAUAAUGCACAAUUUUAUAAAAUGCAAAUUUUUACAGAUUUCUUUGAUACAUAUUGUGUAUUAUUUAACUCUCAAGUUAAUGAAGUAUACUGUAUUCAAAAUCUAAUCUCAGAUACACGCAUUGAACGACAGGAAAGUUUGAAUAAUUUAGCAGAAUCAUCUCAACAAUACAUUGGUAAUCGAUUAUUGGAUAUAAUUAAAAGGGGUGAAAUCCAAUUUGGUGUUUCAGAUUUAAUGAAUGAAACUCAAUAUUGUUUAGUACUACCACCAGAAUAUAUAUCGUAUUGUGAUAAAAUAAAAAAAUAUUUCAAAAGUUUGGGUGUCUUCGGAAAAUUAACAAUAGGAUACGAAAACAUGGAUUUAAGGUGUUCUACAAUAGAUAUUGAAUGUUUAAUUAAAACCAUACUCAGUCGUGUACCACUACAACUUUGUACGAUUGAAUCGGGUACUCUUGUUCCAUUGAAUAAUGGACGCCGUGAUCGAAUGGAUCAUUUAGCAUCAAAAUCAUUUCGUAUUGAUAUGAAAGCAAGAGAAAUUUCAUUUUCAUAUUUAGAUUAUUUAUUAAAUAAUAUCAAUGAAAAUGAAAAUAUUCGAAUAAUUGGUAUUCUCGGUCGUCAGUCAACAGGAAAAAGUUAUUUAUUAGAUGUAAUAUUUCAAACAAGAUUCGCUGUUGCAGCUGGACGAUGCACUGAUGGCAUAUGGAUGAGUUAUGUUUUCCUUAACAACACACAUUUUGUUAUAUUAGAUUGCGAAGGCUUAUUUAGUGAUCAACGGACUGAUGAUGAGGAAAUAAAACUGAUUUCAUUAUUAACUGCUGUUUGUGACAUAACAAUUCUUAGUCAAGAUUUAGGAUUUAGUCGUUUUCAAGAUCGUCUAUUUGCUCUUUUAUCGCAAGCAGUGGAAAAAAUAAGUGAAAGUGAAAAAUUAUUCAAAGGAAUAUUGUUAAUGGCAAUUCGUGAUAUAAGCGAUAAUGAUGCCAAAGAAUCGUUGUGGGCUGCUAAGAAGAAGUUUUUAGAUUUGCAAAGUAGAGGUAAAAGUGGCUUUCUUGAACAAUUAUUUUCUAAUACAUUCAAAGUUCAAUUAUUGCAUCAUUUUGAAAAUAGAAACUUUGAUCAUGAAGUUAAAGGAUUACGUCAAUUAUUUUUCAAUUAUAUUAAUACUGAAUCACAGAUAUCGCGUCGAUGGGAAAAUGGAAAAACUUUAGCUGACCGUUUGAAAAUUCUUUUAGUACAAUUAUAUACCAAUGAUUUUAUUGAUUCUGAUCAAAUACAGUGUGAAAUGAAAUUAGUAGGAUUAAUUGAACGAAUGAAAAAAGCUUGGACUACAUUUGAUUUAGACGAUCAAGAAAACGUUGAAAUAAAUGAACAAAUUAUAGAAACCACAUUCAAUGAUAAACAAUAUUCAGUUAAAUUGAAUCAUGAGAAAUUAUACUUGGAAGAAAAUGCUUCUGAUCAAAACUUCGAUAAUAUUUGUGAAUUUAUUCUCAAUCAUGUAAAUCCUCAAAAUGAUUCUACAACUGAAACCAAAGAAGAAAUGAAUAAAACACGAGAAUUUGUCGAUAAACUGAUUCCUGAAAUUAUGAGUUAUCGUAGUCAACAAAUAAAAAAAUGGAUGACUGAAAAUUUUAAACGAGAACUUCCAGUAGAAAAUAAUAACACUAAAGAAGUAAAAACAAAAUUUUUGAGUACAAUCGAACAAUAUAUGCGUUCAUUUAAAUUACAAAUAUGUUUGAAAAAAUGUUCAAUUUGUGAUUUAAAAUGUGUUAAAAAUUCUCAACAUACACAGGAAGCAAAAUUUUUACUUGAACAGAAAAAAGAAGAGUUAAAACGGGUACUAACUUCUUUGGAAACAACGGACUUGGAAAAUACUCGUGAACAUAUGGAAAAAUUAAAUCAAGAAAUAUGUGCAGCAUCAGUAAAAGAAAACAGUCUUCGUCAAACCAUGAAUUUAUUAUCUAUUGAACUAAAAGAUCUCAUCGAAAAAGAAGCAAUUGAAACGCAAAAUAAUGAAUAUGAUUCGAAGAUUGCUAUUGAAAAUGAAAAGAUUCAAGAUUUGCAAAGAAAGAUCUAUGAUAUUGAUCAACAGUUAAAAAUUCUUUUGCCAAGCAAUGAUUUGCAAGACAUGAGUAAAUUGUCACAAGAUCUUGAUGCAGAACUUUUACUUAUCAUAAAUCCUAAUCAAUACAAUAGCGAUCAAUUGCACAUACUGGUCGAUUUAUUUCAUAAAAACUAUAAAGAAGAUGAUAAACCUAAAACUGAUCUAUUGUGUUUAUCGAUAGAAGGAGAAAUUAAUGACUUAACUGGAAUAAUAGGUCAUUGUCAAGAUCAAACACCAUUAUUUUUGGCUAUGAUGAACAAAAAUAUUGAUCAGAUUUUCCAAUAUUCUAUAUUUAUUCAAAAGAAUUUAGAACAUAUCGGAAAACAACUUGAUGAAUACAAAGAAGAUUUGAACAAUAUAGAAACCGAAGUGAAUGAACUUAAACAGAAACAAAGUAAUGUUCAGCAGGAAACAGAAAAUACGAUGAAAUUGAUUAAAGAAAACGAAAUCGAAGAGGAAGAAGUUGCUAAACAGAUAAAUGAUAUAAAAAUUCAGCAAGAAAUAUUAUCGGAAACAAUUGAUGAUGAUCAUCAAACAAAUGAUACUAUGGAUCAACUUAUUCAUAAAAAAAUUCAGCAUUACAUUAAAUAUUUGAAAGAUGAGCGAGAUAAAAUUUGUCAUUCCUAUAAUUCUAAUGAACAUGACAAUAUUGAGACAAUCAAAGAACAAGAAGUUAAAAAGUUACAAUUCUUUUUAGGCGAAAAAUAUCAAAAAGAAUGUAUGAUAGCUGAUCAUAGAAACGAAAUAGAAAUAUCAAAUGAUGAUAAUCGAAUCCGUCAAUGCCAGGAAGAAAUAAAUACUAAUGAAAAAAAAGUCAAAGACAUUGUUGAACUAUUUGAUCGUAUUCAGAAAAAAGUCGAUUCUAUCGAGGCAGAUCAGUCGGUAUUGAAAAAGAUGGAUGAAGAACUUUAUCAAAUCGAUCAGCUCAAGCAAAUUCUACAUUCAGCUGAUGAAAAAAUUCAAUCAAAACAAAAACGUUUGUCUCAAUGUUUGGAGCGGGUAAAUAAGCAGAAAAUAGAGAUUACAACUUUAGAAGAAGAUGAUCCCGAUGACUUCAUCGAGCAGGAGAAACAAAAGUUAGAGAAACUUAAUAAACAGUACGACGGUCUUUCAACUGAAUUGAAUGAAUUAGAACAAGAAAAGUUAAUAUUAUACAGCAAUAAUCCUCUAUUAACCAAAAUUUUGAACGAACCAGAACUUGACGCAGACAAGCAAAAUUUAAAUGAAAAACAUGAACUCAUUAUCAAUAAUUUAUCAUCAAACAAGGCAAAAUUAAAUGAGCAAAAUCAACAAUUGUCAAAUAUCAGCAAAGAACUCGACGAGCAAAAUAUCGCAUACGGGAAUUGCAAAGAAAUGGUUCAAUUCAAUGAAGAAUUAAAUAUUUCGGGAAAUACACUUUUUGAAUCACUUACCAAUCUUACAAAUUUACUGAAUACUAAUUUGAAAAGGUUGAAUGAGAUUUUUCAAGCAAACACAUUAAUAGAUGAUAAUGCAGUAUUAUCGAAUGCAUUCAAAGCUGCCGAUGAAGAACUCGCUAGGCUUAUAACUGUGAGAGAUCAGUUAAGUAAACAGUUAGAUGAAAUCACCGGUAAUAAUCGUUCAUUUAACUACGUGAAUUCUCAAAAAUGUAACGAAGAGUAUCAAAUUGUUGUCAAAGAUUAUGAAACAGCACGUUCGUUAAAUGAAAAUUUAAAACAACAAUUAUUAGAUAUUAGUAUUUAUUCUCGUCUAUCGACAGAAAUUUUACGUCUAGAAAAAGAGGCUCAAAACCACUGUGACUGUAAAACAGAUCAUAAAUGUUCUGGUAUGUGUCAAAUAUGUGCGACAGAAACUAUAACAAAACAAAAUCUGUGUAUGUUCAAAGCGGGACAUAAUGGCGAACAUAAAUGUGAUGGCGGUCAUAUAUGUACGAAAUUCUGUGACAUUUGUCAGUUCUAUGAUAUGCCAACUAGUAGAUGUCAAUUCGUAUACGGCCACAGAGAACCAGAACGUCAUCAAUGUGAAGGUAUUCAUCAAUGCCCAGUAACUUGUAUUUGCUCGGAUCCAUGCGCCAUACCAUUAGAUCUCAUACAGCAUAAAAUUCAUCAAUGCAACAAAAAAGAUUGUUGGAAGCCAUGUAUGCUUUCAUGUGGUAAUUCAUGUGCAACACAAGAUCAUAAUCAUGAUAUGACAACAGGAUUAGUUACGAUAAGUAUUGGCUGUGAAACUCGUCAAAUGAAAAAACAUUUAUGCGAUCAGUCUCAUUAUUGUCAAGGUAUAUGUGAUGCACCUGGUGUUUGUCAACAGGAAUAUAAGACACAGCAAAGAAAAUGGAAAACAGAAUCUGGCGAAGAAUUUCAAUACGAACAUAUUGAAGUACAAGAAGUUCGUGGUAAAUGCGGAGUCUUGAUUCCAGCAGGAAAAUCGUCGCAUGGUGACACUACAAUUCAUCAAUGUGAUGGACAUAAACAACAUACUUGCCAAGAAAGAUGUCCUGAUUGUGGAUCAUUUUGUAGAAAUCCUCAUGGUCAUAGUGGAUUUCAUAGAACACUUCAUCGAAAUAAAGAUUCACACGUAUUUACAAGUACAAAUCCAACUGAUACAAUUGAAAUACGUUCAAACGAAUCACCAGAAACUGAAGCAAGAAAAUAUAAAGUUGGAGAAUCAGUGCAACCAGAAAACUGUAGUGUAUCGUGCAAACGUCGUGGACGAGCUCAUUUUCAUUUAUUGGAAUGCCCUGGUGGUUCUGGAUGUUGGGGAAAAGUACUUGGUAAUAAAGCGAAACAUUCUGAUGCUACAUAUUACUACGGACCAGAUCAGCCAAGUUCAAAAAAAUUCGAUCAAAUUCUAUGUUCUACAUAUUGGUCACAACAUAAAUGGUUUCCACCUAUUCAUAAUGAAACUGAUCGAAAGUUAACUGAUUUAUGUAAUACAUACUGCAAAGAUCAUGUCGUCCGUGACACAAAUGGUUUUAUUGUUAAAGAUUCUGUUAAAGCUUUUUGUAAAUUAGAUGCUUGA